AUGAGUACAGACUUCCAAAAACUCCUUUUUGGCAUUUCUGAGGCUUUGGUCACAGACGAACUGGCAGCUCUGAAGUUCCUCUGCCUGGAGUACAUCCCCAUGAGGAAGCUUGAAGCCAUCAAGGAGCCCAAGGCCUUCUUCGAAGUUCUGCAGGAGAAAGACAUGAUUGAGGUGGGGAACCUGUCCCUCCUGAAGGAGCUGCUUUACCGGAUCGAUCGGAUCGACCUCCUGGCUGCCUACCUGAGCUCCAGCCGAGAGGAGAUGGAGAGAGAGCUUCGGAUCCCAGGCAGGGCAAAAGUGUCAGCCUACAGGCAACUGCUAUACAGAAUUGCAGAGGACUUGACUCCAGAAGAUGUCAAGAGCGUGAAGUUCCUGCUCCAAAAACGAAUACCAAAGAAGCAGCUCCAGGAUAAUGCUUCAAUGUUGAAGGUCUUCCUGGAAAUGGAAAGAAAUGGGUUAAUUAAAGAAGAUGACCUGGAAAUGCUGAAAUAUAUAUUUAAAGGAUUUAGAGCUGACAUAAAGAAAAAAAUUGAUACCUAUGAAGAAAACAAAAAAGAAAAUGAUUCUAAGGAAAAACACUAUCCAUUGUCUGUAUCUGUGUGUCCAGCAGGACAAGGAGCAGAGGGGGUGACACCAAGCCUGCCUGCAGAGUCAUAUAAAAUGAAAAAUAACCCCCAUGGUUACUGUGUGAUUCUUAAUAACUACAUUUUUAAAAAUCCGUUUGAAAUCAGAGAAGGAACAGUGAAAGAUGGAGAGGCUGUGAAGAAGGUCUUUGAGUGGCUUCAGUUUGAGACAGUUGAGCACAUGGAUCUAGAAGCAAAGAAAAUGUAUGCAAAAGUUAAAGAAUAUAGCAAAAAAGAUCAUAGUAACAUGGACUGCUUUGUUUGCUUUAUUUUUUCCCAUGGUGAAAAAGACAAAAUAAAAGGCAGUGAUCAUGAGUUUGUAAAUAUUAAAGAUUUAGUAUCCUGCUUCAGUGGAUCUAAUUGUCCUUCCCUUGCUGGCAAACCCAAGCUGUUUUUCAUCCAGGCUUGCCAGGGCUCUGUAGGUCAACCAGCUGUUGCAGUAAAAGAAGACUUUUCUGGCCAUCUUGAGGUAGAUGCUACGCCUCUGACUUCCAUUCCUGAUCAGGCUGAUAUUCUGGUUGGCAUGGCUACAGUGGAGGACUAUGAGUGCUAUCGCUGUACAAAAACUGGCAGUGUUUAUGUUCAGUGCCUCUGUGACAAGAUGAAGUCGCUUUGCCCACUUGGCAAGGAUCUUCUAACCAUCCUGACAGAAGUGAACAGUGAAGUGGGAGGAAGAGUAUUAAAUGGAUGCAAGCAGAUGCCAAAGAUAACAUCAACCCUACGGAAGAAACUGAUCUUCCAAAUUCCACAAUGUCAGUCAGUUGAAAAGUAG
Molecule: messenger RNA, 1395 nt
Organism: Mesitornis unicolor (brown roatelo)
Lineage: Eukaryota; Metazoa; Chordata; Aves; Mesitornithiformes; Mesitornithidae
Product: caspase-8-like
Exons: 7
Coding region: 1-1395 (464 amino acids)
Biological process (GO): regulation of apoptotic process; proteolysis; apoptotic process
Molecular function (GO): protein binding; cysteine-type endopeptidase activity
Source: RefSeq, a predicted model, not a curated record